Grammomys surdaster is the source of this 308-nucleotide messenger RNA. Its product is annotated as maltase-glucoamylase, intestinal-like. Gene Ontology annotation, biological process: carbohydrate metabolic process. The transcript has 3 exons. The record is from RefSeq and is a predicted model, not a curated record. Gene Ontology annotation, molecular function: alpha-1,4-glucosidase activity. NCBI's taxonomy places the organism in Eukaryota, Metazoa, Chordata, Mammalia, Rodentia, Muridae. The annotation marks the transcript as partial.
AUAUUGAAGCCAGAAACAGGGGCCUGAGCAGCAAGACCCUGUGCAUGGAGAGUGAGCAGAUCCUUCCAGAUGGCUCCCGGGUGCGGCACUAUGAUGUGCACAGCCUGUAUGGGUGGUCACAGAUCAGACCCACCUACGAAGCUAUGCAGGAGGUGACAGGAGAGAGAGGGAUCGUCAUCUCCCGCUCCACAUUCCCCUCUUCUGGACGCUGGGGAGGACACUGGCUGGGAGACAACACAGCUGCCUGGGACCAGUUGGGAAAAUCCAUCAUUGGCAUGAUGGAGUUCAGCCUCUUUGGCAUAUCCUAU